GCCGAUUCUACCAGCCGCUACACCUCCCCUCUCCCAGAAGGUGCUGCGAUCCUCAACUCCAACGACGACCUCAAAGCUUUGAUGGACGCCGGUCCAAACAAGAUCCUUGACGAAUACAACGGCGGCUAUGUCAUCCGGGAAGGAUUUGAGGGCCCUGCUGUAGCCUAUACCUCUGAUAGCUUCAGCAACGAGCUCGACCAGCGUGUUGCAUCUGCCCAGGCCUUCGAAAACGCUGUUGAGCACAAGGGUAUCUCCGAGAACGAUCUUCACGACGUCUUUGCUGCCUCUAACAAAUGCUCGCACCCAAAGUGUAUAACUCCUGGACAGCUUGGAAAGUGUGUCACGUACACUGGUUGCUACAUCUGCAGCUCAUCUGGAAGGCGUUGCAUCUAAAUUUAGGCUCGCAGGCUAGCC
Messenger RNA from Talaromyces proteolyticus, 414 nucleotides. RefSeq lists its product as uncharacterized. The record is from RefSeq and is a predicted model, not a curated record. Lineage: Eukaryota; Fungi; Ascomycota; Eurotiomycetes; Eurotiales; Trichocomaceae. The transcript has a single exon. Bases 82 to 393 code for a protein of 103 amino acids.